AUGUCAGGCUGCACGGACGAACAGCUGCGCCGCGUCCGCGUCGACGCGCCCCUCCUCCUCCUUCUCGUCACCUGCGCCGCCGCCGUUGGCACCGGCGCGGCCUCCGGGUGCCCCGCCGACCAGGCCACGGCGCUGCUGCGGCUGCGGCGGUCCUUCCAGCGGCCGGAGCGGAGCCUGCCGUCGUGGCGCGCGCGCACGGACUGCUGCCGCUGGGAGGGCGUCACCUGCGGCGCGGCCUCGGGGCGGGGCACGGCCGUCACGGCGCUGGACCUCGGCGGCCGCGACCUGCGGAGCCGCGCCGGCCUCGACGGCGGCUCCCUCUUCCGCCUCGCCACCCUGCGGCGCCUCAGCCUCGCGGGCAACGACUUCGGCGGCGCGGGGCUCCCGGCGGCCGGGUUCGAGCGCCUCGCCGAGCUCACCCACCUCAACCUCUCCGGCACCGGGUUCGCCGGCCAGGUGCCCGCCGGCAUUGGCGCCUUGCGCAAGCUCGUGUCCCUCGACCUCUCCUCCGCUGGCGACGACCGGCUUACCUCCCUCACGCCGUUGGAGUUCAGCGAGCCGACCUUUGGAGCCGUCAUGGCCAACCUCACCAGCCUGCGGGAGCUCCGCCUCGACGGGGUAGGCAUGUCCGCCGCGGCGGCCGGAGACUGGUACGCCGUCCUCGCGGGCUCCACCCCGCGGCUCCGGGUGCUCACCAUGCAGUCCUGCAACCUCUCGGGCCCCAUCUGCCCGUCCUUCUCGCGCCUCCGGUCGCUCGCCGUCGUCGACCUCUCCAACAACAAUCAAGGCUACUCCGACGACGGGUCGGUGAUCGCCUUGUCCGGGCCGAUACCCGAGUUCUUCGCUGAUUUCCGGCACCUCACCGUCCUUCAGCUCUCAAACAACAACUUCAACGGCUCGCUUCCUCGGAGCAUCUUUCAGCUGCCGCGGCUACGGGUGCUCAACGUGUCGUCCAACUCCGACCUCGCAGGCAGCUUGCCGGAGCUCCCCGCCGGUAGCUCCUUGGAGGUUCUGAACCUGAAAGAAACAAAAUUUUCUGGUCAAAUACCGAGCUCUGUCGGCAACCUGAAACAUCUGAAGACUCUGGACAUCAGCGAGACCAAUGGUUCUGGAGGGAUUCCCGGCUCGAUCGGUGACCUUGCAUCGUUGAGCUUCUUGGAUCUGAGCAGCAGCGGGUUCCAAAUUGGAGAGCUGCCGGCUGCCAUCGGCAGGCUGCAGUCACUGUCCACUCUACGGCUCAUCGGGUGCGGCAUCUCAGGCGAAAUACCAUCAUCGUUUGCGAACCUGACACGCUUAACUGAGUUGGACCUCUCACGAAACAAUAUCUCAGGGCCGAUAACAUUCUUCAGCAAAGAAUCAUUUCUGAACCUGAAGAGACUACAACUAUGCUGCAACUCCCUAUCAGGGCCGGUUCCUAGCUUCAUAUUCUCUCUCCCUCAGCUGGAAUUCGUAUCGCUUAUGUCGAAUAAUCUAGCCGGCCCACUCCCUGAAUUCUCCAGCCCUUCUCCAUUCCUGCAAUCCAUUUACCUGGACUACAACCAGUUAAAUGGAUCGAUACCCCUUUCCUUCUUCGAGCUCACGGGUUUACAGACACUUGAUCUCUCUAGAAAUAGCUUAACUGGAACAGUAAAACUUAGCUCCUUUUGGAAGCUCACAAAUUUAAGUAACCUCUGCCUGUCAGCUAACAAACUGACGGUGAUAGUGGACGAUGAGCACGUCAGUUCUUCGUCUGCAUCGCUCCCUCAAAUCAACGCUCUGGGGCUAGCAUGCUGCAACAUGACCAAGAUCCCCUCCAUAUUAAGGUAUGUUUUGGUGGGCGAUCUUGACCUUUCUUGCAACCAGAUUGGUGGAUCUAUACCUAAGUGGAUAUGGGGUGGCCAGGUUGAGAACGUCGAUGUGUUCAAGUUCAAUCUUUCUCGCAACGAGUUUACUAGAAUAGACCUGCCUCUUGCUAAUGCCAGCAUAUACUAUCUUGAUCUCAGUUUCAACAAGAUUCAAGGGCCCAUACCCAUCCCAGUGUCUCCACAGUUCUUGGAUUACUCAAACAACCUCUUCUCAUCCAUCCCACAGUACUUGAUGGAACGAGUAAGCAGCCCUUUCUUUCUGAAUCUGGCCAACAACACACUGCGUGGAGGCAUCCCACCUAUGCUCUGCAAUGCAAGCAGUCUCCAGUUCCUUGACAUCUCUUACAACUAUUUCAGCGGCCAUGUUCCAUCUUGUCUAGUAGAUGGACACCUGAUCAUCCUGAAGAUGAGACAGAACCGACUUGAGGGCAGGCUUCCUGAUGAUAUCAGAGGAAGCUGUGUUUCCCAGACGAUAGAUUUCAACGGGAAUCAGAUAGAGGGGGAGCUGCCAAGAUCCCUCUCGAACUGCAGUAACUUGGAGGUUUUCGAUGUCGGAAACAACAAUUUCCGUGGCCAUUUCCCUGGCUGGAUCAUGAAGCUGCCCAAGCUUAGAGUUCUAGUGCUGAGAUCCAACGGAUUCUCCGGUGCAGUGGGUAAAAUUCCUGUUGAGAGUGAUCAAAACAGGACUGACUUCCUAAGCUUGCAGAUUAUUGAUCUGGCCUCAAACAACUUCUCCGGCGCCUUGGAUCCACGGUGGUUCGAGAAGCUCAGAGCGAUGAUGGCCAGCAGCACCAACAAGAACGACGCGCCGCUAGCCCUGGAGAACAACCUGUCAGGGAAAUUCUACCGCGACACGGUGGUGGUCACGUACAAAGGGACAUCCAGAACGGUGAGCAAGAUCCUGGUGGCCUUCGCCGUGAUCGACCUCUCCAGCAACGCGUUCGCCGGCGCCAUCCCCGCGUCGAUCGGGAGGCUCGCGUCGCUGCGCGGGCUCAACCUGUCGGGCAACGCCCUCGCCGGGACGAUCCCUCCCGAGCUCGGCGGCCUGCGGCAGCUCGAGUCGCUGGACCUCUCGUCCAACCGGCUCGAGGGGCGGAUCCCGGAGGCGCUGGCGUCGCUCACCUCCCUCGCGUGGCUGAACCUCUCGUGCAACCGGCUGGAGGGGAGCGUCCCGCAGGGAGGGCAGCUCCUGACGUUCACUAACGCUUCGUUCCUGGGGAACGCGGGGCUCUGCGGCAAGCCGCUGUCCAGGCGGUGCGACGGCGGAGGCUCGGACGCGGGAGCCCCUGCGUCGGAGCACGGGAGGAGCUCGGCGGAUACCAUCGUGAUGUUCUGUCUCGCCGGGUCAGGGUACGGCCUGGGCUUUGCGGUGGCCAUUCUGUUCCAGGUGGCCUGCAGAGGCAAAAGGUGGAGCGUCUGUUAG
Messenger RNA from Panicum hallii, 3267 nucleotides. Its product is annotated as receptor-like protein 42. Lineage: Eukaryota; Viridiplantae; Streptophyta; Magnoliopsida; Poales; Poaceae. Gene Ontology annotation, molecular function: protein binding. The transcript is spliced from 2 exons. The coding region runs from base 1 to 3267 and encodes 1088 amino acids. The record is from RefSeq and is a predicted model, not a curated record.